Molecule: messenger RNA, 1072 nt
Organism: Macrosteles quadrilineatus (aster leafhopper)
Lineage: Eukaryota; Metazoa; Arthropoda; Insecta; Hemiptera; Cicadellidae
Product: UMP-CMP kinase 2, mitochondrial-like
Exons: 6
Coding region: 124-1035 (303 amino acids)
Source: RefSeq, a predicted model, not a curated record
GAUCAAGCAGGGAUGUUUAAAAUUCCCUGUAUUUCAGUUUUCUGUUAUUUAAAAUGAAUUUGUAGUGUACAUUAUGGCAAUUACUCAAAAAUUUUGUCUAAUUUUAAAAAUUAAAUUAACAUAAUGAUUAUAAAAACUAGUUUUACUGGAAUAUGGAUCACAUCAAGUUUAGUAUUGUGGCUCAACGGAGAAGAGAUGGCCGAGAUGGGGGAAGAAACGGAGGGCCCACCAGAGAACUCUACUCUCAGUAGUAUGGGAGGCUAUGGUGUUUGGCACAGUGCACAAGAUAUACUUAGCAUUUUCAAUGGGGAAGAGUAUCAGAAGUUGCCGGGUAUAAGAGCUGUUGUAUCAACCUAUCAAGAACUCUUGAGUCAACCUUCUUAUGACCCUCAUGAUGACCCACCAAUUGACCUUAGACAUCCCUUCAUUGCUGUUGAGGGGACCCACAGGGAUAGCCGAAUCAUAUUGGGCAAGGAGUUGGCCAAUUAUCUUCGAGCAACUUAUCUGGGUAACCCCCCACGUUCCAUGUUGCCUUUGCGUCGGUUGUUCGACCGCGAAAAGGGAAUGCUACGCAAAGCAUACUUCUCUCUAUGCAUGUAUGUGGGAGCACAUCACGUGAGAGAAACAUGGGUGCGGGAGCCUGUCGUCACUACAGGGUAUUGGCUGGACCAAGCAGCAUUCUCGAUAGCCCAGAGAUUCUCGUUGAUGAAUUUGCCGCCAGAAGGUCAUCCCGUAUACGAGUAUCCUGAGGAUCUCGUCAAGCCUGAUGUGGCUUUUUUUCUCAACAUCCCUUCACUCCGAGGAUCUAAUAAACCUCCAAACCCUUUCAAGCCUAAGUUGGUUGAAGUAUACAGAAGACUACGAGGUGUAAAAAUAGUUGAAAUCAACUCCACCGGCACUUACAGGAAGAUCUUUGAAAUCAUCAAAACGCAUCUCAAAUUUAUGUUCAACAACAAAGAUCCAGUGACAGAAAAAAAUCAACUGGAAUUUUGGGACGGAGAUCAGUAUGGCCAUGACAACGGUUUUGACAUGUAAAUAGGUGAAAAUAAAAAAAUAUUAUUACUGUUUGAAA